UUGUUAAACUUCCUCACAGCCAGAACAAGAAAUACUCUCAACAAAUUCCAUAAAAUAUAUACUGAUAUUGUCAAUUUUUAGUCUUUCAAUUAGCAGCAAUGGAAAUGGUGAACAGCAUGGUUAAGGAAAAGCCAGUAGUGAUAUUCAGCAAGAGUUCUUGUUGCAUGAGUCACUCUAUUAAGUCAUUAAUUUGUGGAUUUGGAGCAAACCCAACAGUUUAUGAGCUUGACAGAAUCCCAAAUGGCCAACAAAUUGAAAGGGCACUGGUGCAGCAACUUGGGUGUCAACCAAGUGUACCAGCUGUUUUUAUAGGCCAAAAGUUUGUUGGUGGUGAAAAACAGGUUAUGAGCCUUCAUGUCCAAAACCAGCUCAUUCCAUGGCUUAUGGAUGCUGGUGCUAUAUGGAUUUAGUUUCAACACAUCUACUGAUGCUAAACAAGCUUAAAUAAGUUUUUUUUUUUCCUUUCUUUUUCCCCUCUAGCUUUGUCUGGUUUUGGUUACUUAAACCAGCUCAAAAUCUCUGUUCACUUGUGCUUUUUUGCAUCGGCAGGAUUAUACUCAUUUUCUGUAACUUAUAAGUCAUGAGCCUGUAUUUUAAUUCACUUUCAGUUGUAAUAUCAUUUAUAAUGAUACACUAAAACUACCACUACCUAUAUCCUCAACUGAAUGUUAAAACUCUGUUUAUCAUUACAGUAGACUGUAUAAACUUAAAUUUUACAGGAGACAUUAAGAAAA
Jatropha curcas is the source of this 734-nucleotide messenger RNA. Its product is annotated as monothiol glutaredoxin-S6. The record is from RefSeq and is a predicted model, not a curated record. NCBI's taxonomy places the organism in Eukaryota, Viridiplantae, Streptophyta, Magnoliopsida, Malpighiales, Euphorbiaceae.